Manis javanica (Malayan pangolin) is the source of this 1690-nucleotide messenger RNA. RefSeq names its product mevalonate diphosphate decarboxylase (gene MVD). Gene Ontology annotation, cellular component: cytosol. Gene Ontology annotation, biological process: isoprenoid biosynthetic process; isopentenyl diphosphate biosynthetic process, mevalonate pathway. Gene Ontology annotation, molecular function: diphosphomevalonate decarboxylase activity. Lineage: Eukaryota; Metazoa; Chordata; Mammalia; Pholidota; Manidae. The record is from RefSeq and is a predicted model, not a curated record.
GUCCCGACGCUGAUUGGACGGCGCGCGAACAGCUGGGGCCGCGCGGGCCACGCGGCCGUGGGGUGCGUCGCUCUUCGGCUAUGGCGUCCGAGCAGCCGCUCGUGGCGGUCACCUGCACCGCGCCGGUCAACAUCGCGGUCAUCAAGUACUGGGGUAAGCGAGAUGAGGAGCUGAUCCUGCCCAUCAACUCCUCUCUGAGCGUCACUUUGCACCAGGAUCAGUUGAAAACCACCACAACAGCUGCCCUCAGCAGGGACUUCACCGAGGACCGCAUUUGGCUGAAUGGCCGGGAGGAGGACAUUGGACAGCCGCGCCUCCAGGCCUGCCUGCAGGAAAUCCGCCGCCUGGCCCGUGAGCAGAGGAGCCCCGGCAGCGAGGACCAGCCGCCCCUCUGCCUCAGCGGCAAGGUCCACGUCGCGUCAGUGAACAACUUCCCCACGGCUGCGGGCCUGGCCUCCUCUGCAGCUGGCUAUGCCUGCCUUGUCUAUGCCCUGGCCCGAGUGUACGGGGUGGAGAGUGACCUCUCGGAAGUGGCUCGCCGGGGCUCGGGCAGUGCCUGCCGGAGCCUGCACGGAGGCUUCGUGGAAUGGCAGAUGGGGCAGCGGGCUGAUGGGAAGGACAGCAUCGCACGGCAGGUGGCCCCCGAGUCACACUGGCCCGAGCUCCGAGUCCUCAUCCUUGUGGUGUGUGCUGAGAGGAAGCCGACUGGCAGCACCGCUGGCAUGCGGACCAGCAUGGAGACCAGUGCCCUGCUCAAGUUCCGGGCCGAGGCUGUGGUGCCGGUGCACAUGGCAGAGAUGACCCGCUGUGUCAAGGAGCGGGACUUCCAGGGCUUUGGCCAGCUGACCAUGAAGGACAGCAACCAGCUUCACGCCACCUGCCUGGACACCUUCCCGCCCAUCUGUUACCUCAACGACACCUCCAGGCGCAUCAUCCAGCUGGUGCACCGCUUCAACGCCCAUCACGGGCGGACCAAGGUGGCGUACACAUUUGAUGCCGGCCCCAACGCCGUGAUCUUCGCCCUGGACGAUACUGUGGCUGAGUUCGUGGCCGCCGUGAGGCACUGCUUCCCCCCUGAGUCCAACGGAGACGAGUUUCUGAAGGGGCUGCCCCUGAAGCCCGCUCUACUGUCAGACGAGCUUAAAGCCUUACUGGGCAUGGACCCCACCCCAGGCAGCAUCAAAUACAUCAUCGCCACUCAGUGAUUUAUCUGCCCCCAGGUGGGGCCCGGGCCUCAAAUUGUGGAUGACCCUCAGGCUCACCUCCUGGGCCCCGACGGCCUGCCAAAGCCAGCUGCUUGACCGCUCCGGACAGGAGCCCGCUGCUGCUGGGAUGAGGACUGCUUUGCUGGGACUGGGGAGCUGGGUGUGGCGGUAGCUGGGCCAGGCUUGCUGGCCCUGUGGGCGGCUGCCCAGCACAUGCUGUGCCAGGCUGGGGCGUUGGGGUAAACUUUGGCACGGCCCAAGCGGUCAGGAGCCAGCCCCUCACCGUGUGCAUCCCCGACCUGCACCCAGCGCUUUGCCGAGAUGAGAGCUGGGAAGGGGCCAGAAUCGGAGCAGGGACCUGAGGUUGAGCCGGUGGGUGUGGGCUGGCUGGCUGGCAGGCUGCUUCAUGCAGCGACUGGCGGGGCGUCCCAGCGGGAGGAGCUGUGGGCUGGCCCUGGAAAUAAAGGCCACCUUGCUGAGCCCUG